GGCACCAUAUCCCUAACAAUAUGUGUGAGCGAUCAUGGAACACCAUUGCGAUCUAUGACCACAGAGCUGCAGAUACUUGUAGAUGACCUGCCACCAAACGGAGUAAACUCAAAUCCACGCGAUUUGGAAGGCAGGACAAGAGUCGAAAAAUUUAGGAUCACCGCAGAAUCAGGCCUGCCGGCCAGCAGCCCAGUUGAUGUGACACUAAACUCGGUACCAACUGGCAUCUCUACAGGAGAAGCAGGAAUUAGCCUAGCCGGCUGGUGGUCUGCAAGUGGAAUGGAGGUUAACAAGCUCAUUAUUAUAUGUAUUGUCGUUGCAACGGCAGUCGUCUGCAUUGUUCUGGUUCUUGCAAUAUGUCUAUUUGCCAGACGUAUCACCUGGACAAGCACCAAUAGGCAUCCUGGUGAAUCAAAUUUAGCUUCUCCUCUAAGUACAGCUAUGAAUAUAGUCGUUGGAAAAAGCGUCUGCAGUCAAGGAUCUGGCGUCAGAGACAGCCUCCAGCAACAGACACACCAGUCCCACCAACAGUCAAACAAUCAGAACAUCUUUGAAAAUGGGCUACUCGAGCUACCAGUAGCUGUUACUAGUAUGUCAAAUAAAUUGGAGGAACUAAAGUGUAGUACCGUAAAUUGCCAAGUGUGUGGUCAACUUCAGAACGGCCCUAUAAUAAGCAAUGGAGAGUGCCAUUCGGGCAGAGUGAAAGUGAUACUAGAUUGCCAGCCCAAUAAUCCUCAUCAGGUAAUCCGAAAUGUUAACAAGACUACCGACAACUAUACCAAAAGCAUGACUGGAUGGAGAUCACAUCAUCAAGAGGAAGACAAUGAAAGUGUUGGCCUGUAUAACGAAAUGAAACGUAGAAGCAUACAAAUUAAUGAGAUGUGCGAAUCAAGUGAA
Protopolystoma xenopodis is the source of this 897-nucleotide messenger RNA. The record is from the annotation of a GenBank genome assembly. NCBI's taxonomy places the organism in Eukaryota, Metazoa, Platyhelminthes, Monogenea, Polystomatidea, Polystomatidae.